Molecule: messenger RNA, 804 nt
Organism: Colletotrichum spaethianum
Lineage: Eukaryota; Fungi; Ascomycota; Sordariomycetes; Glomerellales; Glomerellaceae
Product: extradiol ring-cleavage dioxygenase
Exons: 2
Coding region: 1-804 (267 amino acids)
Molecular function (GO): ferrous iron binding; zinc ion binding; oxidoreductase activity, acting on single donors with incorporation of molecular oxygen
Source: RefSeq, a predicted model, not a curated record
AUGCCCAUCCUAGGAGAUCCUGGCCACGCUUCCAUUACCGCAUCACUGAAGAACCGCGUGCCCAAGAUCCUCAAGCUUAACACACCAGAAGCUCCCAGAGCGAUUGUGGUUGUAACAGCACAUUGGUCCGAAGGCAGACCGACCAUUUCAUCAGGGGAGCGUCAUGACCUAUACUAUGACUACGGUGGAUUCCCACGGGAGGCGUACUCACUUAAAUACCCCGCCCCCGGCUCACCAAGCAUCGCACAAGAGUUGAAGCAGGCUCUCGAGAAGGAGGGCCUUUCUCCAGUGCUGGACUCAAGACGUGGCUGGGACCAUGGCGUCUUUGUUCCACUUCUCCUUGUUAAUCCCGCCGCCAACGUUCCUGUAAUCCAGCUUUCCGUCCUCGCCUCCGAGGACCCUGAAGAACACUUCCGCAUGGGACGCGCCCUUUCGGCGCUGCGGGAUUCCAACGUCGCCAUUCUCGGCUCCGGUUUCGCCUCGCUCCACAAUAUGGGCAAGAUGCGGUCCCUAUUCAUGGGAGAUCCCGUAGCGGCCAAGAAGCUCGCCAAGCAGGUCGGCGAGUGGAAUAAGGACCUGACGGAUGCUGUGAAGAAGGAGAAGCGCGAUGAUCGCGUAAAGGCGCUGUCUGGUUGGCGAAAGUUUUCCCACAGUUACGACAUGCACCCUCCUCAUGGCGGUGAGCACUUCAUGCCCUUGCUGGUAUGUGCCGGUGCGGCGGAGGACGAGGUUGCCGGCGUAUACGAUGACGACUUUCUCGGCUUGGACAUUAAGACGUAUUACUGGGGAGAUAUACGUGUCUGA